UGACAAUACAGUUAUCACUGUUUUGAUUUGCAUUUCAUAGAGUUUGUCGUGUACUAUCCUGUGAGGAAAUUAUAAACGUUAUUUAUAAUAAAGUAUAGAUCGUAAUAUUUCCAAGUGUUAUUGGUUCUACCGUUUGUAGCAAGUAUAUCCACAGAAUUAGAAAGAUGGCUUGUCAUUGUUCCUUUUUGGACGUCCUAGCAGUAAUAUCCACGCUGCUAGCCGUGGGAUACGCCUAUAUAAAAUGGAAAUACUCGUACUGGAGCCGGAAGAACAUCCCGUACAUCGAACCCUCCUUUCCAUUCGGGAACUUGCCCAAUCCCUUUUUCGGUGGAAACCCAGAAAGCUUCGGCGACAGGACCACCCAAUUGUACAAAGAAGCCAAAGCCAAAGGGUACCGUCAUUUAGGCAUGUACUUUAUGUUGAGAAAAGCGUACCUUGUCGUGGAUUUGGAACUAGUUAAGAACGUUAUGACCAAAGACUUCCAACAUUUCGUUGAUAGGGGAGUUUAUACAAACGAAAAGGACGAUCCGUUAAGUGCUCAUCUAUUCGCGCUUGAAGGAAAGAAGUGGAGGAAUCUCAGAACGAAAUUAACGCCAACAUUUACUUCAGGAAAGAUGAGAGCCAUGUUCCAGACAUUAGUAGACUGUGGGUUAGUCCUUGAGCAAUACAUCGAAGGCCUAUCUAAUACUAAGGAACCAAUAAACAUAAAGGACGUUUUAGGAUGCUUUUCGACGGACAUCAUCGGGUCCUGCGCCUUUGGUUUAGAUUGCAACAGCUUCGAAGACCCCAACUCCCCCUUCAGAGAAUACGGAAAAAAGAUUUUCCAACCCUAUUCUAAGCUGAGGUCCUUCUUUAGGAUUCUGAUGCUGCAGAAUUACAGUUUGGCGAGAAUUUUCGGGGUACGUCAGACGAAAAAGGAGGCCAGCGACUUCUUUAUGAAAGUGGUUGAAGAUACGAUUGCGUACAGGAAGAAGAACAACUACGUCAGGAAUGACUUUCUGCAGUUGCUAACCAAUUCUAAGGAAGGGAAGGAAAAUGAUGGCGAUAUGCUGACCAUGAACGAAAUCGUAGCACAAAGCUAUGUCUUCUUCAUUGCUGGGUUCGAGACCAGUUCUUCAGCCAUGACGUUCGCCCUAUUCGAGUUGUCCAUGCAUCCAGAGAUCCAGGACAAAGUCAGAGAUGAAAUCAGGACGGUUCUGGCUAAGCACGACAAUCAGAUGACUUACGAUUCCUUAAAUGAACUGAAGUAUAUGGGUCAAGUGAUAGAUGAGACCUUGCGGAAAUACGCACCCCUCUCCUUCCUCACCAGGGAAUGCGUGGAGGACUACAAAGUACCUGGAGAAGACUUCGUCGUAGAGAAAGGCACCAGAGUAUUGAUCCCAGUGCGUGGCAUCCACUACGACGAAGAGUUUUACCCGAACCCGGAAAAGUUCGACCCCGAAAGAUUUACAGAGGAGAAUAAGAAGAACCGGAGUCAGUACACGUUUUUGCCCUUCGGCGAGGGGCCGAGGAUUUGUAUAGGUCUAAGAUUUGGUAUCAUGGAAUCCAAGGUGGGACUGACCAGCAUCUUGAGGAAGUUCAAGGUCACCCUGAACGAGAAAACUGAGGUUCCCCUGAAGAUGAACCCGAGAGCGAUCGUCACCACUAGCGAAGGGGGUAUUUGGCUAAAUCUAGAGAAGUUAUAACAACAUACUUGUAGCGAAAUUUGUAAAGAUGUAUAAAGAUGUAAUAAGACUUCACAAAAAUUCUGAAUACAAUUUACCUUUUAAUGGACAAGUAUUAAUAAAAAAACUAAUUAUAAA
Messenger RNA from Anoplophora glabripennis (Asian longhorned beetle), 1802 nucleotides. RefSeq names its product probable cytochrome P450 6a14. The transcript is spliced from 8 exons. Gene Ontology annotation, molecular function: oxidoreductase activity, acting on paired donors, with incorporation or reduction of molecular oxygen; heme binding; iron ion binding. Lineage: Eukaryota; Metazoa; Arthropoda; Insecta; Coleoptera; Cerambycidae. The record is from RefSeq and is a predicted model, not a curated record. The coding region runs from base 165 to 1685 and encodes 506 amino acids.